AUGGGGAGAUUUCAUCUCCGUAUUUCUCCUCCCUUUCCCUUCCCACCGUCUCCAGAGGCCCCCAUCUCCCCUCGUAGGAUCCACCUGCUCACGCGCACAACCCUAAUUAGACACCGGGAAUAUGCAAGUCGACAUCUGGAUAUCGCAGCAUCUUACGACCACCAAAACAGACCGCAUCAUCCGUUCCGCGCACGCAGUAUCUCGCUCCAGCUCGAAAUCAUGUUCUCGCUGGCCAACAUGCCCGACAUCGAGGCCCUGGGCGCCUCCGAGGCCCUCGACUGCCUGGCACAACAGCUGCAAAACCUCCUGGACCUGGCGGACAAUGUGGGCCGCAAAUACGACGAGGACGCGCUGGCACGAGUUGCGCGCAAACGCAAGCCGGAAGAGCCACCGUGCGAAGCCGACCACGUGAAGAAACAGGAACCAGCAGCCCCCUCAGCGCCUUCUAAUAGCUACGGAGACGAGGGACACCCCGAGCUGGCGUUUGAAAACAUGAACGCCAGACAGGUGAUUGGAGACCAUGCGGUGGACCUGACGGACCUAGCAGGAGUCCAGUCGCCGGUGGUUGGCGGACCAGAAGGCGGAUCACCCGAACAACAGCAACAACAACAGCAACAAUCUUUUCAGCAACAACAACAGCAGCAGCAGCAGCAGCAGCCAGAACUGUCUCCAAGAGUCACAGCGUACCUCAACAUUGCCCGAACCAUCUCAGAUAUGGUCGAGAUGGAGGCCGCGGCAGCAACCAUGCCCAAAAAAACACCCACUUCACAUUUACAGACCCAGGAACGGGACAGCCUGACCCGCACGUCAUCCACCACCUCGUUAACUACCCUUCUCACUACCCGUGGAGAAAACGACGAGCCCAGUCUAGUCCAGGCCCAGAAGCUGUCUAUUGCUAAACGUUUCUUUCUCAAAAACCCCCCGCCUCUGACAAUCGCACAGUACCUGCAACGCAUCCACAAGUAUUGUCCUCUGUCCUCUUCCACCUACAUGGCCGCAGGACAUUACAUUUACAAAAUCUGUAUCAAGCAUCACAGCGUGCCCUUCAUUCCGGAAAACGCACAUCGAAUGGUUCUGGCAGCUCUUCGCAUCGCGUGCAAGGUCAUCGAAGACCUCACGUACCCACACAAGCGGUUUUCCAUGGCCGGAGGAGUGUCCAAGCUCGAUCUCUUCAAGCUGGAAAUUGCAUUUCUGUUUCUCCUCGACUUUGACAUCAAGAUCGAUGCCCCCGUGCUCAACAGACACAGGCAGAAAAUGGUUUUUAUCCAGCGAGCCCGAGACUCGAUUGUGGGCGAGAUGGACGUUGAUCAGAACUAA
Messenger RNA from Yarrowia lipolytica CLIB122, 1317 nucleotides. RefSeq lists its product as uncharacterized. The record is from RefSeq and is a predicted model, not a curated record. Gene Ontology annotation, biological process: regulation of cyclin-dependent protein serine/threonine kinase activity. Gene Ontology annotation, cellular component: nucleus; cyclin-dependent protein kinase holoenzyme complex. NCBI's taxonomy places the organism in Eukaryota, Fungi, Ascomycota, Dipodascomycetes, Dipodascales. Gene Ontology annotation, molecular function: protein kinase binding; cyclin-dependent protein serine/threonine kinase regulator activity.